Molecule: messenger RNA, 838 nt
Organism: Nicotiana attenuata
Lineage: Eukaryota; Viridiplantae; Streptophyta; Magnoliopsida; Solanales; Solanaceae
Product: photosynthetic NDH subunit of subcomplex B 5, chloroplastic
Exons: 5
Coding region: 91-765 (224 amino acids)
Biological process (GO): response to oxidative stress
Cellular component (GO): chloroplast
Source: RefSeq, a predicted model, not a curated record
UUACCAUUCAAAAUAUGGAUAAACUACAAAACAUAGAGAUGCCAGCAGAAUAAACAAUAAGCAGGAAACAAAAAUAUUGGCUCAGUAAAUAUGGCGGAUUCAGUAACAAUUUCACUACUCUCCACUGUUCCAGUUCCAAAUCCAGUACUGUCAACAAAAUCUGGAGAAUCUCAACUCAAAUAUAAUGUUCUUUUUCGAGGAAACCCAUGUUCUAUUUCUUUGAUAAUUGGUACAAAAUGUAGUGUAAUGAGGUCAUCAACAAGAUUGUAUGCAGGGUUGACGGAAAUAGAACCAGACAUUAAUGAAGAUCCUGUUGAUAGAUGGAGAACUAAUGGCAUUGAAAUUGAAGAUUUUGUGUUUGGAAAGUACGAUGAUCAUCACACCUAUUUUGAGAGUGAAGAUAAAGCUACAUUUUGGGAAUCCAUAAAAGAAGAUUAUGCUGCUGUUGCACCACCAACAGGAUUUCAAGGUAUUAUUUCAUGGCUAUUCCUACCAGCAAUUGCUGCUGGAAUGUACUUCAAUGUUCCAGGGGAGUACUUAUAUAUCGGAGCAGCAGUGUUUACAAUUGUGUUUUGCAUUAUUGAGAUGGACAAACCAAGUGAAGCUCACAAUUUUGAGCCUCAGAUAUAUAACAUGGAACGAGGAGCUCGAGACAAGUUGAUAUCGGAUUAUAACACAAUGGAUAUUUGGGAAUUCAAUGAGAAAUAUGGCGAUAUCUGGGAUUUCACUGUUAAGAUUCAGAAGGACGAUAUCAUGAAAAGAUAAAAGUAAAAUGAAACAAAUAGUGUUUUGAUUCAUCGACCUAAUUGUAUAAUCAAGGUAUAUAUGAUUUCGCUCA